Lytechinus variegatus (green sea urchin) is the source of this 1510-nucleotide messenger RNA. RefSeq lists its product as uncharacterized. The record is from RefSeq and is a predicted model, not a curated record. Lineage: Eukaryota; Metazoa; Echinodermata; Echinoidea; Temnopleuroida; Toxopneustidae. The transcript has 5 exons. Bases 442 to 912 code for a protein of 156 amino acids.
CGAACUAUUUUUAAUAGCGGUAUAUGUGGCAGAUGCGGUAUGAGGUCGCAGACGACGCACAUAUAUUUUUCCUGACUGUCAAACUCGCGUUUAUAACAAUGCUAUAUCCUUAGUUAAUGUUAUGAUUAUUAUGAUGUUGAUGGAUUGGAAUUGUGAUACUCUAUGAUGACGAGAGCGACGGGUUUCUGCAAGCAUCGGAAAUUCCAAUUGGCAAAAUGAUUUCAUACCGGCUUUUUAUAGUGCUUGCAUGCGUGAACGAUUCUUCAUAAAACAUAACCUGAGGAGAAGAACGAGAAUAAAAACAUAUUUUUUGCAUCUUUUGCUGAUUUUUUGGUGUAUAUACUCAUCGGGAUGAAAGGAUGAUUACUUUAUUCUGACUGAUCUUUUCGAACAAGAUUUAUCAGUUUUACAACUAGGAGUUUAAAGAAUUGAUUUGGCAUCAUGUUCAUAACAGUGAAAUAUGGAGAAAAGGAGGAAGCUCUCUUCAACCCUAAUUGUAAAACAAUGCUUUUACUAGAAGACAUCAAGCGAAGAUGCAAGUGUAGUAUGGAAGUUGAAGUAGAUCUGUCGGAUCAGGAAGGGAAUAUCAAACAUCUCAUCGAAUCACCUCAGAGGUACGCCAACGAGGUCCUCAAAGAAAGGGAAUCAUUCGUUCUAAUCAAAGUCGAAAAAAACGACAUAUCAUCCAAGCCUCAUUACAUACCUUUACUAAACGACAACGAGGCCAUCGAUGCUGCCUUUCUAGCUCGGCUUUCAACGAAAGAGAACCUCAGCCUGUCCAGUGGCAAGACAACCAGUAAGAAGAAGAGUAACAGGAAUGCCGAUAGAGGGCGCGAUUCACAACGCGGUCGAACGGGUGCCAAGUCGACGACACCAACCGGGCGACGAAAACAGAGCCAAGAUAGAAAAUAACAUCAUCUGAAAAUAAAUACAGACUUAUUAGCACUUAAUGAAGCUUUUACUUCAUUAUAGUAAUAUGGGCGUCAGCUGAUAUGUAGAAUGAAUUUGCUUGACUCAAUGACAAGUACUGGCAAUACGUCUUUCGGGGGAAAUACCAGCGAGAAGUCCGCUAAAAUAAUUGCCAAUUCCUCUAUUGCUAACUCGUCUACUCCUCACAUGGUCUAACUUUAUUAGUUAAAUACCAUUCCGUCCAUCAACAUUUUGUCUAACAACCAUUUGGUCCAGUGCAGUUAUGUGAAGUUCUACCAGACAGACGUGAAUGGCCAACAUUUCUACUACCCCACUUUGAUUUAGACAUCACUAUCAUGAUCAUCAAGGAAAUUGCGCUAUCGUGUGCACGUUGAGCAUAUUAGGUUGACUAUACUUUAAGUCACUCUUGACCGCUAUGUGAUACACCUCUGAUUGAAUUUGUAAUUAUCUCAUUUUUAAGACAAUGCUGUAUAGUAUAACAGUUCAAAAUAAUGCAUCGAACAAUCAAAAUACUUGUAAAUAAAGAGUUAUAUCAUUUGCUUCUUAACGAUGUUCUAGAAUAAAGAAAUGUAUUUCAACA